Messenger RNA from Mucor velutinosus, 1188 nucleotides. RefSeq lists its product as uncharacterized. Lineage: Eukaryota; Fungi; Mucoromycota; Mucoromycetes; Mucorales; Mucoraceae. Bases 1 to 1188 code for a protein of 395 amino acids. The record is from RefSeq and is a predicted model, not a curated record. The transcript has 2 exons.
AUGGCUUCGUAUCAUACAGUUCCAGCAGAAGAUCAACCUACGUUGGUGCCGCUAUUUAAGCCUCGAAAAUCCCGUUCAGUGCUAGCAACUGUCAUGCUCACCAUUUGUAUCAUUACCUUUGUUUUACAGACUGAACUCGCUCAAUUUGUUCAGAAAACUACCAAUUACUCAAAACCCUACUUUAUAUUAUACAUUAGUCACUCUUGUUAUGUAUUCAUGAUUCCACUGCAACUCAUAGCGGAAUAUAUCCAACACAACCACAGCCAUCAGCACACAUCCAAAGAUGCCAGCCUGUAUCAACGAAUCAUUGAAACAGUAAACAAAAGCAAAACAUCUGUAAAUAACUCUCUUUUGGAACUACAAUACAGAGUGCAAGGAGAUCAAGUAUUCCCUCUUGGGUUCGUCAUUAAGACCAGUCUAUGUCUGUCCGUUCUGUUAACUCUACCGGCUUACAUUUGGUAUCUCAGUGUCAACCUCACUUCCAUGUCAAACCUUACGGCCAUCUACAACACAGGCUGCUUCUUUGCUUAUUUGUUUAGCAUCUUGAUGUUACAUGACAGACUAGUUGCCGCCAAAGUCGGCGCAGUAUUGUUGUGCAUGGCAGGUGUAUUGGCCAUGGCGUGUUGGCCACAACAGGAGGUUAACGAUGGCGAGGACAUUUUGCAACAAGCAAGAGGCAUUGGCAAGGACUGGAUUGGCAUUACGGUAGCUUCUGUGGGUGCUGCUCUCUAUGGAUUCUAUGAAGUUUAUUACAAAAAGUAUGCAUCACCUACUCAACCCACAAUUUUGUUUGCAAAUACUAUCACGGGCAUCAUUGGAAUUGUCACAUUUCUGCUGUUAUGGAUACCCUUCCCCUUGCUUCAUUUCACUGGUAUUGAAACAUUCGAGUUACCCGACUUGUCUACAUUUGGGUAUAUAUUGGCCAUUGCAUCAAUGAGCGUGAUCUAUAAUGCAACCUUUAUGGCAGUCAUUGCACUGGUCAACCCUGUAUUUGCUGCUGUUGGUGUCAUGUUGACGGUGCCUGCUGUGGCAAUCACAGAUGUGUUGGUCACAGGCGUCAUGGUGCCUGCUUCUACUAUUGUCGGAAGCGCUUUAAUUUUGAUUGGGUUCUACAUUUUAAAUAAGCAGGUUGGAGACGAAGAGAAAAUAGAUCAAGCCUUGGCCUUAGAAGGACAAGAGCAUCAUUGA